AAGCAUGAAAUACUAUUUUCCACGAUUAUCGAAUAAAAUUUUUCAUUACAAUUAGUACAAUGAAGUUCUGCGUCCAUUUAACCGAAAAAAGUGAGGUUAGGAUCAUCCUUUUCCGGUCCUAGGGGCGUGAAUAAAUAAUUCAACGGCUGAGUCCUACGACCUGACUCCUUAUUUAUACUCCUGAAACAUCCAACUCCAAAGAAUUGUUAAGAGACAAAUUUAGGACGAAAAAGUAGAGAGAAAAAUCUUGUUACAACAUUUUUAAACACAUGGGCCCCAGAACCUAUGCUACAAUCAAACAUCUUACACAACAGCGACUACAGUGCUGCAGGUGCAGCGUGCAGGUUCCCCGCUGUCUUCUCCCACCUUUUCUUCGGGGCGAUGCCAUGCCAUGACGCAUUGUGGUUUGAUCAGUCAUUGAGCGUUACGUCCACUAGUUCAUGUCUCACCUCCCCGUGUUUACGUGCCCCCACGUUUGCCUGAAAUUGUUUUUCAAUAUUUUCGAAUGUUUUUCUUAAUAGUGUGAGCCAAGAUGAACCGUUCUAACCCGAUGAGUCGGUAUUUGUUGAUCCUGUGCCUGUUCGCUGCUUCCUUAGCACCAGCUAGAGCAAUUGAGUGUUACCGAUGCGAGAAUACGAGCGGUAAAAACCCGUUUCAGUGUAAUGAGCUCCUAUCAGACGAUAUCGAUAUGGUACCAGAGCCCUGCGAUGAUGUCUUCGGAGCUCAGUAUUGUGUCAAACAUGUGGGACGUUUCGAGGCACUCGGCAUAAAGUGCUAUCAGUGCACAUCAGCCACUGAAUGGACCUGUGGGGAGGGCUUUCUCACUGAGGAGGCACAACAACCUGAUAGCUGUGAUCAUGUAUUUGAUGCUCGGUAUUGCAUUAAAACCACUGGACGUUAUGGAGGAGGCAUUGGAACGAAACGUUACUGCUCAUCAGUUCACAUGGGGAACUUUUGCGAUUACGUAGAACACGUCGGUGAUUCGUUGGAAUACAGGACCUGCAUCUACACCUGUUCCUCAGACGGUUGCAAUCCAGGGAAUCGAGUUACAAGUUCAGGAAUCUCCUUGAUUACGAUCGUCACACUUCUGUACACGUUCAGUAGAUGAGCAUGAACAAAAUAAUCGUUUAAAUCCGUCCUAGACUCUCAUAUUUUAAGUGAAUAUCAUUCCGUCCCGAUACAGACAUUAGAAGACAAUUUUUUGUCAGUGAUACGUCAUUUCAAAAGAGCAACAUUCCAAACGUUUUGAAAGGGGGAUUUUGCUUUAGAGUUUUAUUCAGGAGCAUAUUAUCGACCGGGGAAAAAUUCUGACGACCCAAAACUUCUAGUUGAGAUGUUGCCAUUGAAAUGUCGUGCACUAGACAAGUGGAGCAUGUUUAUUUACUGCUCUAGAAUUUUUACAAGAUUUUAUACGAAUAAUUAUGUAAGUAAACUAUAUGUUGGCAUUCAACGUAUUAAUUUCAGGGUAUUAGACACUGAUGACGAGCCAUUAAUUCUUGAAUUAUUUAUAGACUCGAAAGAAAAUGUGAAAAAUAACAUGCAUCUUCAUAUUACGAACACUCGACUUCUUUAUUCUGCACAUAACCUACAAAUUAUAAAAUGAUUCGGAUUUAUAUUUCUACAAAUGUAUAUCAAUUUGUACGUACAAAUACUAAGUGUUUUAGCGUGAUUGUGUUUUUUUAAAAUUAAAUGAAACAGUUCUGGUCGUUUGUUGAAUUAUAAAAUAUUCUGAAUAUAUGAAUCGACACUUUC
This is a messenger RNA of Diachasmimorpha longicaudata, 1752 nucleotides long. RefSeq names its product boudin (gene Bou). The transcript is spliced from 4 exons. Bases 533 to 1108 code for a protein of 191 amino acids. The record is from RefSeq and is a predicted model, not a curated record. Lineage: Eukaryota; Metazoa; Arthropoda; Insecta; Hymenoptera; Braconidae. Gene Ontology annotation, biological process: sleep; positive regulation of voltage-gated potassium channel activity; regulation of synaptic transmission, cholinergic.